AGCUAAUCGUCCCGAAGAGAAGCUCUCUUUGAUCUCAUCUCUUUCGAGUUUCUGCCACUUUCGUUGCCAUUCCCCCAUGGCCUUCAAAGCCGUGCUCUUCUUGGUGGCCGCUUUCCUCUUGAUAAACACAAGGGUUUCGUCCAGUGAUGAGGAACUCAAGAUGAAGGCUCCGUCUCCACCGUAUGCCAAAGUCCCAGUGGCAGCUCCUGCGCCGGCCAAGUUGCCAGCCAAACCACCAGCCCUAUCUCCUCCGUCGAAGGCGACACCGCCACCUGCGAAGCCUCCCACACCCACACCAUUGCCCCCAGUGAAGUCCAAAGCAGAUUGCAUCCCACUCUGCGACCAGAGGUGCAAGCUCCACUCCAGGAAGAGGGUGUGCAUGAGGGCGUGCAUGACGUGCUGCGACCGAUGCAGGUGCGUGCCUCCGGGGACGUACGGGAACCAAGAGAUGUGCGGGAAGUGCUACACCGGCAUGACCACCCACGGCAACAGGGUCAAGUGCCCGUCUAAAAUUAUUGUGAAAGUGGGGCCCGCCGUCCAGCAUGCAUACCGUGAUUGGCGGUGUGCCAGCUGGCACGUGCACGCCCGCCCCAUUAGCAAAAAAAAAAAAAAAACCCACUCCUCAGUCUCUGCCAGUGAGUCUCGCUCCUCGAGAAAAUCUCUCUCUUCCUCCCUUCAUCUUCUCCUCUCUCUCUCUCUCUCCGAAGCAGAAGCUCUAACGACAAUGUCGCCGACGCCGCCGCCGCACUGCUCAGCUCUCCUCCGCAUUGCGCCGCUCCUCCUCGCCCUCCUCCUCGUCUCCUCCGCCGGCCCCUCCUCAGCCCGCCUCACCACCGACUACUACGCCAAGUCCUGCCCGCGCUUCCUCCAGAUCAUCCAGGACACCGUCACCGCCAAGCAGAUCUCCACCCCCACCACAGCCGCCGCCACCCUCCGUGUCCACUUCCACGACUGCUUCGCCAACGGCUGCGACGCCUCCAUCCUCCUCUCCGCCGCGCCCCUCUCCCCACCUCCCGAGCGCGACGCCGACAUCAACCUCUCCCUCCCCGGCGAUGCCUUCGACCUCGUCGUCCGCGCCAAGACCGCCCUCGAGCUCGCCUGCCCCGUCACCGUGUCCUGCUCCGACAUCCUCGUCGUCGCCGCGCGCGACCUCGUCACCAUGCUCGGCGGCCCCUACUACGACGUCGCCCUCGGCCGCCGCGACUCCCGGAUCUCCCGCGCCUCCCUCGUCGCCGGUCUCCUCCCGCGGCCCAACAUGACCGUGUCGGAGCUCCUCUCCCUCUUCGCCGCCCGGGGGUUCUCCGCCCAGGAGAUGGUGGCCCUCGCCGGCGCCCACACCGUCGGGCUCUCCCACUGCAAUGAGUUCAGCUCCGGGAUCUACGGCUUCAGCAAGUCCUCCUCGUUCGACCCGAGCUACAACCCGAGGUUCGCUCAGGGGCUGCAGAAGGCCUGCGCCAGCUACGGCACGGACCCCACGCUGUCCGUGUUCAACGACGUGAUGACGCCGAACAAGUUCGACAACAUGUACUACCAGAACCUGCCCAAGGGGCUGGGCCUGCUGGCGUCGGAUCGGGGGCUGUACGGGGAUCCGAGGACGAGGCCGUUCGUGGAGAUGUACGCCAAAGACCAGGGCACGUUCUUCAGGGACUUCGCUAAGGCGAUGCAGAAGCUGAGCCUCUAUGGGGUCCAAACCGGGAGGAGAGGCGAGAUCAGGCGAAGGUGUGAUGCUGUCAACUAGAUCUCCUCUCAUUUCUCGACGGUUGUCGAUUCUUGUUCUCUUUGGUGUGUUAUGAUCGAGAGAGCGAGAUGGGGUUGAGGAUGAGGGGUGGGAUUUUUCAUUUUGUAUUCAAAUUUCUUCUUGGGGCCAAUAUGUAUACGUGAUGAUGAUGUUUGUACUGGAGUUAAAGGCAUUAUAGAUGACAAAAAUUUCACUUUUU
Messenger RNA from Rhodamnia argentea, 1937 nucleotides. RefSeq names its product peroxidase 63-like. Gene Ontology annotation, molecular function: heme binding; peroxidase activity. NCBI's taxonomy places the organism in Eukaryota, Viridiplantae, Streptophyta, Magnoliopsida, Myrtales, Myrtaceae. The transcript is spliced from 5 exons. Gene Ontology annotation, biological process: response to oxidative stress; hydrogen peroxide catabolic process. Bases 77 to 1738 code for a protein of 553 amino acids. The record is from RefSeq and is a predicted model, not a curated record.